AUGGAAGAUACUGUAUUGAUCAAUACUUUAAUUGGAAGUACGAGUGACAACACACUGAAAUUGAUUGCGAGAAAAGACGACUGGGCUUCUACCGAUAUGGUCAGUUCAAGCGAGAAGCUGGAUCAUGGGGAGAACUCUGGUAAUUUAGACGUUCCCGACGUUAAUAGAGACAAUAAGAUGAAGGAGCAGCCUCUUGAAGGAGGUAAUAAUGAGAGUGAAACUCAGUCUAGCGGAUGUGGUAGUGCAGCUCUACCACAGUAUACGGAAGAUCAACCACAAAUUGUAUUCAUCGACCCAGUCGGUACUCGCUGGACUUUUCCAUACGAGGCGGCUAAGACCUGGAGUGGUGUCAAGAAACUGAUCAAAUCCGUUUUUCUCGAUAUAUAUGUCCCCAAUAGAGUCUCAGAUCUACUUGACAUGGAGACAAAGGGCCCCACUGAUAAUUUCUCAAUUAUUCAAAUCAAACCUGGAUCCUCCAAGGUCUUGCGCAGUCACUGGGAAAGUUUGGUGUUACCAGGCUGGGAAUUCAAGAUUGAGUUUACUAGGGUCGACAUUUUGGAUUGUAUCCGCGAAGAAAAAGAGGAUAUGGAGAGAGACAGUGAUAAGGAAUCUGUCGCACCAGCCGAGGAUAUAAACAAGAUAGUCUAUGUGGCACAUUAUUUGACCCCAGACGAGGACGGUGACUAUAGAAGCAGCAGCACUCGGCGCAAAGAAGAAAGGGUUAAACCUACAGAAGGUUCUGAAAUUCAGAUUCGCAAAUCCGUUCUUGAAGAGUACAGAGAGGUGUACUUUAGCAACCCACAUGCCAUCAACUUGGAUGAAAUGGUAGAUACAAUCGGUAUCCCUGUUCUCUACAUUCACUCGCCAAUUCUUCUGGAUGCUCUUCGAGCUAUCAUUGAUUUCCAAUCAAUCCCGGAUAAGUUUACGCCAAAGGAAUUUCGAGCGAAAUCUACUAUCAGCGAUCUUGGCCUGGGGCGUUUUGUGUACCCUUUCGUCGACCUUCAUCACUAUCAAGAGAAACUUCUUGGAUACCGGAAGGUGGUAAAAGAAAGCCAUGAUGACGAAUACCAUGUAGUUUGUGUGGAGCAUAUUAAUAUCUUGAAUGAAUAUCUAGAAGGACUGACAGAGCUUGGCUUGAAAGAUGCCGAGCGUCUUGCUAGUGGCUCGGUUCCAAAAACAACUUUUACGACUCUGUGGCUCCUGCUCAAGCCUGGUUCAGAUGUUUACGUUCGUGAAAAGGGGAAGCUGAAUGCAUAUGUGAUUGAAUCAUUUGAAGGUGGAAUCAAAUGGGAUUCUCCAUCAGAGCGUUCGGACCCAUACACUGUCGACGUCUGGAAUCUCAACUUUGAUGGGCAGUAUUUGACCCGAUCUGUCAAGACUAUCACUAUUCCUGUGUUUGAUAACGAUCGUGAGAUAAACUCAUUGCCUAUAUUCCCAGUUCGGUUCCACGUCGAUGAAGACCCUCAGAACCCUCUAUAUCAGCAGUUGGUGGAUAGAGGGAAACGAUUUGUGGAAGUGAUGAGAAAGCCUUCAUUUCAAGAGUACAAUGGACCAAGUAAGCUGCAAGGUAUCCGCACCUUUAAUCAAGCGAGAGUCGUUAUCGACCAUCAGAGUCUGCCAUGGAACUCUAUUGAUGAUCCAAAUGCUCACACACCAUGUGAAAACUUCGUCGGUUAUGAGCUGGGUGAACGAACAAGAACUGCACGAUGCCCAUGUCAAUCAUGCGAGACCAAGAACCCACGCAAAAAUGGUGUAGAGCGUCGCGUAUUCGACGACUAUGAUGAUAUUGAUCUUAGCUCAAGAGAAACCUUAGAUGAUCACCAAUAUCUCCUUUGCUGGUCACAUGUUUAUGGGUUUGUGUUAAAGGACCGUGUCUGGGAUGUCCUGGAGGUCUCUGGCUUGAGAGAUCCGAAGAUAGACAAGGACAUUAUCGAUUCGCUAGUACUGAAGCCGGACAGCAACAAAUACUUGAUCAAAGCAGUCUGUGAGAUAUUUGGGGGAACAUACCCUCAAACAUUCUCUGCAGAUUUUGUUCGGGGAAAAGGAGAAGGACAGAUAUUGUUGCUUCAUGGCCCCCCAGGGACAGGGAAAACUCUGACGGCUGAGUCUGUCGCAGAGUAUACAGGUCGCCCUCUGCUGAGUAUUACUGCUGCUGAUCUGGGCCAUGAGCCAGAGCGACUGGAGAGCAACUUGCUUCGAUUCUUCAGAAACGCAAGGAAAUGGAACGCGAUAGUGCUUCUUGACGAAGCUGACGUGUAUCUUGAGACACGCUCUUCUCAAGACCUUCGGCGGAACAGCAUUGUAUCCAUUUUUCUCCGGGCUCUUGAUUAUUUUGAGGGCCUUCUUUUUCUCACAACUAACCGCGUCGGAAGCUUUGAUGAAGCGUUCAUGUCACGAAUCCAUGUGCAGAUCGGAUACGACCCUCUCGAUGAUGACUCGAGGAGAAAGAUCUGGGAAGGUUAUUUCAAAAAGCUAAGCAAAAACCAUGAAGAUGGAGGCCAGCUCAUUCGCUACAAUUACGAUGCCAAGGAGUAUGUUCGUCGAGAGAGGGAUCUUCGAGUCCUCAAAUGGAAUGGUCGCGAGAUACGGAACGCCUUCCAAACAGCCGUUGCGCUGGCGUGCUUCCAGGCAAAACAUGAAGGUAAUUCCGUUCCUGAGCUGACGGAAGAUCAUCUUCGCCAAGUGGUCACCAUGUCACACAACUUCAAGAGUUAUCUUAAGGCAGUUCGUGGGGCCGAAGAGGAAAAUGCUUAUCUUACGCGAGUAAGAAAUGACACGACCAAAGCUUCAGAGGGAAAGGUUCUAAGCUAG
Messenger RNA from Penicillium taxi, 2811 nucleotides. RefSeq names its product ATP-binding protein. Gene Ontology annotation, molecular function: ATP hydrolysis activity; ATP binding. Bases 1 to 2811 code for a protein of 936 amino acids. The transcript has 8 exons. Lineage: Eukaryota; Fungi; Ascomycota; Eurotiomycetes; Eurotiales; Aspergillaceae. The record is from RefSeq and is a predicted model, not a curated record.